Kuraishia capsulata CBS 1993 is the source of this 1740-nucleotide messenger RNA. RefSeq lists its product as uncharacterized. The transcript has a single exon. Gene Ontology annotation, molecular function: protein binding. The coding region runs from base 1 to 1740 and encodes 579 amino acids. The record is from RefSeq and is a predicted model, not a curated record. Lineage: Eukaryota; Fungi; Ascomycota; Pichiomycetes; Pichiales; Pichiaceae.
AUGGAUACAGAUGACCUGUUCAACAACGAUGAUGUUGAUAUGAUUGAGGAAGAAGAGGACGAAGAGGAGGAAGAGGAGGAAGAAGAGACCGUUCAACAGCUGGAGGAGAUGGACGAGGUAGAAGAAGAAGAGGACGAAGAAGAAGAGGACCGUCAGGAUGAAGAAGACGAGGAAGAAGAAGAGGAAGAAGACCAAAUGGACCAAGAUGAGGACGAGGAUGAAGACGAGGAAGGAAUUAAAUCUGCGAGUGCCAAAAAGACCAAAUCGAACCAAUCGUCUGCCUCUGAGAUAAGCGAAGACAAAUCUGUCAGAUCGGAAAUACUGAGAAAGGCCAAAAAUGCAAACUCUUACGAUUUCAAUCCAUUUGUUGCGAUUCUCCAGGCCACAAAUAUACAUACUCUCGCCCUUACGAAAGGACUGAAGUGGCUGUAUACUGGAGGAGAAGAUGGGUUCAUUAGGAGAUACGAUUUCAUAUCCACGAUCGAGAGGAAAUUGCCGCUCACAGUUGCCCAGAAACACUCAUUACAAGACACAAUUACCAGUGCUGGGAUAAUAUCGUCAUAUUGGGAGAACGAACAACCGAUCAAAAAGAGCGAGUUGAAGCCGAACGAGGCAACUUACGACCCCAGAUUGUCGCCCGUAUACGCUCUUGCAGUGCAAAGCGAGUCUUUGUGGUGUCUUUCUGGUCUGGCAUCCGGUGGAAUCACUCUCCAGAGUGUAAGGUAUAACGAGGGUUCGAUAUUACACUAUUUUGAGCCCACUGAUAGAAAGCAUGCAAAGCUGCAUGAUCCAACUUCGCUGAAACAACAUUACGAGGCCAUCAGCAUUCUUAAGCUGAAUAAGGAUGAGACCAAGUUUCUGAGUGGAUCUUGGGACUGCAACGUGCUGCAAUGGGAUCUAAACACGGGGAAAGUGGUGAAUGGCUUCUAUGGCUCUACGGGCCAGAUCUCGAGCAUGGAGUUCAGACCCGUGGGAGGAUGCAACAUACCCAGCAGUGGAGGAGAGGAUGAUCUCGAUUCCCUAUUUGGAGAUAGUGAUGAAGAAGAUGGGGACAAGUCGACCAAGGCCUCAAAAUCUCCAAGGUCUCCCAAAGAGACCCCAACCGAGUCCAACGAUCAGUUGACAAAGAUGAAGGAAGAGAUCCGGGAAACGCAAACGUCCAACUAUGAGGAAGCAAUAGUCACAUCCGACAACGUAUUUUUGACAUCAGCCAUUGAUGGAAGCAUAGAUAUCUGGGAUGACAGGAUAGCGAACAGAUCGAACAAAGUGCUGAAGAUAUCAAUCCCCAAGGGCACACCACCGUGGACAUCAUCAACGAGUUGGUCCAACGAUGGAAACUCGAUCUUUUCUGGUCGCAGAAAUGCUACUGUCGAGGAGUUUGAUCUGCGAAAAAUUGACAUGACCAAUAUAGAGGCCGUGAAGACGUUAAAAUUUCCACAGGCUUCGGGCUCUGUCUCUGUGGUAAGACCCAUGCCCAACGGAAAACAUCUACUGUGCGCCUCGGUGGAUAACAUCCGUCUAUACGAUUUGAGAUUGUAUGACUCGUACACAUCGUCAGCGUCUUCAGGAAAAGGUGGAAAGGUUCCUUUCAUGAUCAUUCCAGGACAUCAUGGCGGGACUCUGUCUCAACUGCUGAUAGAUCCAAGUUGCCGUUUUCUGGUGAGUGCCAGUGGAAAUCGGGGCUGGAAUGGAUAUUCAACCGAAAUGGCGUUGGUCUACGAGAUAGACGUUAAGGACUAG